UGCCAAUAGAAAAUGUAGGUAGGCUUAGGGUUAGGUAGCAGCUGUCGGGAACUUGUUUUUCCCUAUAAGAUCCUGGAGGCCCUCUCUUUUGACUGUCACCAGACAACUUGUUUCCUCUUCAAGUCAGCCAGCAGGAGGUGUUCAGAGGCUGUGCCCAGCAGGACCCCACUCGCAGUAAGACAGAAGAGUCAGGCAGUCUGGUUCUUCUGUGGCCUGCCUUUUUGCCUGCCUAUUUGCCUUCUCUUCAUUUUAUUUUCACUCUUGAGAUUGAGUUUUGGCUUGGAAAUCAAACACCCAUAUCCAUCUAACGCCAAUGAUUGAUUUUGACGAUGUGGCUACAAUAAACCCAGAACUCUUACAGCUUCCUCCUUUGUACCCAAAGGACAAUCUGCCCCUGCAGGAGAAUGUAACUUUCCAGAAACAGAGACGCAGAUCGGUCAACUCCAAAAUUCCCACUCCAAAAGAAGGUCUCCGAAGCCGCUCUACUCGCAUGUUCACUGUCCCAGAGGCUCAAAUCACUGCUCAGGAGAAUGAUAUGGAGGUAGAGCUGCCUGUGUCCAACAAUUCUCGCAAGCAGUUUCCAACUGCUGCUCGCCCCUUUAGGCCCUCCUACCCUGCAGUGGCUGAAAUACCAUUGACGAUGAUCAACGAGGAGGUGGAAGAGCAAGUCCACUCCAUCCGAGGCAGCUCCUCUGCACACCCUGUGAACUCAGUUCGGAGGAAAUCUUGUAUUGUGAGAGAAAUGGAAAAGAUGAAGAAUAAACGGGAAGAGAAGAAGGCCCAGAAUUCUGAAAUGAGAAUGAAGCGAGCCCAGGAAUAUGAUAGCAACUUUCCAAACUGGGAGUUUGCCCGGAUGAUUAAAGAAUUUCGGGCUACUCUGGAAUGUCAUCCGCUUACUAUGAUUGAUCCUAUAGAAGAGCACAGGAUCUGUGUCUGUGUUAGGAAACGGCCACUAAAUAAACAAGAAUUGGCCAGAAAAGAAAUUGAUGUGAUUUCUAUUCCAAGCAAAUGUCUUCUUUUGGUGCAUGAACCUAAAUUAAAAGUGGACUUAACAAAGUAUCUGGAGAAUCAGACAUUCUGUUUUGAUUUUGCAUUUGAUGAAACAGCUUCAAAUGAAGUUGUCUACAGGUUCACAGCAAGGCCACUGCUCCAGACAAUUUUUGAAGGAGGAAAAGCAACUUGUUUUGCAUAUGGGCAGACAGGAAGUGGAAAAACUCAUACUAUGGUUGGAGACCUGGCUAGCAAAUCCCAGAAUGCAUCCAAAGGGAUCUAUGCCAUGGCCUCUGAGGACGUCUUCCUCCUGAAGAAUCAGCCCCGAUACCGGAACCUGGGUUUGGAAGUCUACGUAACAUUCUUCGAGAUCUACAAUGGGAAGCUGUUUGACCUGCUUAAUAAGAAGGCCAAGCUGCGGGUGCUAGAGGAUGGCAAGCAACAGGUGCAGGUGGUGGGGCUGCAGGAGCACCUGGUGAACUGUGCAGAUGACGUCAUCAAGAUGAUCGACAUGGGCAGUGCCUGCAGGACCUCUGGACAGACAUUUGCCAACUCCAACUCCUCCCGCUCUCAUGCCUGCUUCCAGAUUCUUCUUCGAACCAAAGGGAAGGUGCAUGGCAAGUUCUCUUUGGUGGAUCUGGCAGGAAACGAGCGAGGUGCAGACACCUCUAGUGCUGACUGGCAGACCCGUAUGGAGGGCGCUGAGAUCAACAAGAGUCUCUUGGCCCUGAAGGAAUGCAUCAGGGCUCUGGGCCAGAACAAAGCUCAUACCCCGUUCCGUGAGAGCAAGCUGACUCAGGUGCUGCGGGAUUCCUUCAUCGGGGAGAACUCAAGGACCUGCAUGAUUUCCAUGAUCUCACCAGGCAUUAGCUCCUGUGAAUAUACUUUAAACACACUCAGAUAUGCAGACAGAGUCAAAGAACUGAGCCCCCACAGUGGGCCGAGUGGAGAGCAGCCAAUGCAGAUGGAGACAGAUGACACGGAAGCCAACCCUGCCAGGGCCCUGGCAGCACACAGCAUAAGGUUAUCCAAGGAGGAGGAGGAGUUGUCUUCCCAGAUGUCCAGCUUUAAUGAAGCUAUGACUCGGAUCAGAGAGUUGGAGGAAAGGGCUGUGGAGGAGCUCAAGUCAAUCACACAGCUAGGACCAGGCUGGCUUGAGCUCUCUGCAAUGACUGAGCAGCCAGACUAUGACCUGGAGAAUUUCCUAUACAAAGCUGAAGCUGCUCUGGCCCAGCAAGCCAAGCACUUCACAGUCCUGCAAGGAGAUGCCUUGUGUACCGCUGCACUCUCGUUCCAGAGGUCAUCAAAGCCUUGCGCCUGGCCAUACAUCGAGAACAGCAGACAAGCAAACAAAUAAGCAGCAAGAAACGGCCCCAGUAACGGCAAAUAAAGACCUGUUUGGUUCCCCUGGCGUCUUCCCCUCUGGCCCCUGCCUGGUGAACUUUGGGUACCUGGCGGAUUGCUCAGGGUCCGUGCAGGGGUAGGUUCUGGUAAAUGCCAAGUGUGGGAGCACCUGGGGUGGGAAACAUUACUUACCUUUUCCUCAGAUUGGGAGCAAGAAGAAGGAGCUUCUAGUAGCCCUGCGAUUCGCCCUGCUCUACGCUGGGAGUUCUAUCUAGUUUCCCUGGGGCAGUGUCCUGCCCACACUGGCAGCUGCUAGUGGCCUUUCCUCGGGUUUGUCCUGGCCCCAUGGGAGGAGGAGCCAGCUCCAUGCUGCCAUAUACUCUGUUUGUGCACGUGUGUGUUUUGUACUUUUUGGAAAAAAAAGGUUUUGGGUCUUCCUUCCUUGGCAAUUUUCAAGGCUCAAGAGAAUCCCUAGUAUAUUUUAUGUAUUUAUGCACCACGUUAAACAAUAAAGCAGAAGAAAACUCA
This is a messenger RNA of Cavia porcellus (domestic guinea pig), 2862 nucleotides long. RefSeq names its product kinesin family member 2C (gene Kif2c). Gene Ontology annotation, biological process: microtubule-based movement. Gene Ontology annotation, molecular function: microtubule motor activity; microtubule binding; ATP binding. Lineage: Eukaryota; Metazoa; Chordata; Mammalia; Rodentia; Caviidae. The transcript has 20 exons. The record is from RefSeq and is a predicted model, not a curated record. Bases 314 to 2347 code for a protein of 677 amino acids.